This is a messenger RNA of Botrytis cinerea B05.10, 1959 nucleotides long. RefSeq names its product Bcdug1 (gene Bcdug1). Lineage: Eukaryota; Fungi; Ascomycota; Leotiomycetes; Helotiales; Sclerotiniaceae. Gene Ontology annotation, biological process: proteolysis. Gene Ontology annotation, molecular function: peptidase activity. The record is from RefSeq and is a predicted model, not a curated record. Bases 185 to 1813 code for a protein of 542 amino acids. The transcript has 3 exons.
GGCUUUAAAUUAUAAGCCGUUGUAAGCCUAAAUCCUCCAUGUCAGUUAACCAAUGAUAUUAGUCCAUUAGACAUUAUUCAACACCCUUCGGUCCCUUCCACCCUUCAUAAUCCAUUGACACCAUUUUACCCCACCAUCCACCAAAACAGGAAGCUCGAAAGUUUAUAUCCUCACAGGGUACCUCAUGUUCACAAUCAAACCACGAAUCUCAACAAAGUCAAUAUCGACCGUUCUACAGCGUUCAAGACUUACUCGUUUUGUUGGAGAUAUAAACUCCCUGAAAGUAUCCCGUUUUCCGAAAUUUCACCCCUCACCAAUCCGAAUCUCAACUUAUCUCACCCCCGCUAUCCAGUUACACCAAGCUCGAAAAGUAAAAAUGGCUCCUCAACUCGAUGGCUACUUCAAGCAAGUAGAUGAUCUAUCGGAUCACUUUAUCGAGAGACUUCGCAAAGCAGUUGCUAUUCCGUCUGUGUCGUCCGAGGAAGAACGCAGACCCGAUGUUGUGCGUAUGGGAGAGUUCUUAGCUGAUGAGCUCGCUGCGCUUGGUGCCCAUGUCGAAAAACGACCAUUAGGCAAACAACCAGGAAUGGAGCAUCUGGAUCUUCCUCCUGUAGUUAUUGCACGAUAUGGAAAUGACAAGAAGAAACGCACAAUUCUCGUAUACGGUCAUUACGACGUACAACCCGCUGGAAAAGAAGAUGGGUGGGCCACAGAACCAUUCGAGCUUACUGUCGAUGAUAAAGGAAGAAUGUAUGGCAGAGGAAGUACGGAUGAUAAGGGUCCAGUUCUUGGUUGGCUCAACGCAAUUGAAGCCCAUCAGAAGGCUGGUGUUGACUUCCCCGUCAACCUCUUGAUGUGCUUUGAAGGAAUGGAAGAAUAUGGUUCAGAAGGCUUGGAUGACUUCAUUAAGGAAGAGGCCGAUAAAUUUUUCGCGGAUACAGAUGCUGUUUGUAUUUCUGAUAACUACUGGCUUGGUACCGAAAAGCCAUGCCUUACUUAUGGUCUCCGCGGUUGCAGUUAUUAUUCCAUUGAAAUUUCGGGUCCCGGGCAAGAUCUCCACAGUGGAGUAUUUGGAGGCACAGCUCAAGAGCCAAUGACCGAUUUGGUCAGGGUACUUGGCAACUUGGUAGACACAAAUGGCAAGAUUCAGAUACCAGGCUUGGCUGAACUUGUCGCUCCUCUUACAGAUGAGGAGAAAUCCCUUUAUGGUGAUAUUGCAUUCACUAUGGACAAUCUCCAUGAAUCAUUGGGUAGUCAGACCACCAUUCAUAACGACAAGGAGAACACCCUUAUGGCCCGCUGGAGAUAUCCAUCGUUGUCAGUUCACGGUAUUGAAGGUGCAUUUUCUCAGCCAGGUGCCAAGACAGUUAUCCCCGCCAAAGUCAUCGGAAAGUUCUCGAUUCGAACUGUUCCAAACAUGGAGCCCGAGGAUGUGGAUCGACUCGUCUUCAAGUAUGUUGAUGAGCAAUUCAAGAAGCUUGGUAGCAAGAAUACUAUGCGAUGCUACUUGCAGCAUGCUGGUAAGUGGUGGGUCGCUAGUCCAAAGCACUGGAACUUUUCGAGCGCUGCAAAGGCUGUUGAGAGAGUUUGGGGUGUUAAGCCUGAUUUGACUCGUGAGGGAGGAAGUAUUCCCGUCACCUUAACUUUCGAGCAGGCCACUGGCAAGAAUGUCCUCCUUUUACCUAUGGGUAGUUCUACAGAUGCAGCUCAUUCGAUCAACGAGAAAUUGGACAAGAGAAAUUAUAUUGAGGGCAUCAAGUUGUUGGGCGCAUAUUUGCAUUAUGUGGCCGAGGAACCAAUGGUUGAGCAAUAAGAAGCGAUACCCGAGCGAACGCUUUUACAAUGGCUAUUUAUUUCAAUGGGAAGUUUGGUAGUCUCGAUGAUAUCUUUUGAGUUUUAUGCAUCUUCAUUUUAUCAUAGUACUGGCAUGAGCUGAAUGAAUUUAUUUUACUCGAUGCA